GAAAUAGGCCCAACCCUUUUCAGGCAGCACCUCCUCCCGGGCUGGGGCCUGACACCACAGGUAACGCUUGUGCGCACCUGGAGCAGCCCGCGGCGUCUGAAUAAGACCCACCGGGACGGCGGUGUGUAGAAUUCGGUGCUGUGCACACGGGAGCCACGGAGGAGCGUGUUAAGACCUUAAGUCACAUGACCUUCCUGCCCUGGGUUCAGGGUGGGCCUGAGCCCUGGAAAGGAGGCCCGUUCAACUGAAAUGAAGUGCUCAUUUCAGAUCUUUCUUCUGAUGUCCUGCUGUUCUUGCACACCAGAGGCCAUGCCUUUUGGCACCUUCAACUUAUUGCCUGACUGUUCAGACUCCUUACCAUGUAACUAAAUAAAUGUUGUUCUCGGGAGAGUCCAAGGAAACAAGUGCAGAUUUGGAUGAGAAGUGAUUCAUCUAAAGGAGCACUGCAGAGAGGGGGAGAACCACAGAUUGGAGUCCCCAAGAUGUGUGCUACUUCCACUGGCCACCUAAAGCUUUGUUCCUUUCUUGGGUCACUUCUGCAAUGAGAGAUUGUCUCUUGUCACUUUGUUUAAGGAGAAGAGCCUGUAUCUUGGGAUCAAUUCCUUCAAGAGGAAUCUAGUUCCUGAAACAGGCUGAAAUUGAGGGUGACUCCUGCAUCUUCCAGGUUGCUCUGCUUCUGAACUUCCCUUGGGCCUGAGAGGGCUGCUCCUCCUGCAUGUGCUGAGUGUCACUGACUUGGGCUCUCUCUGGCACAGCUCAGAAUCCAUCUCCAGGACUGUGUCUUCUCUGCUGUGUGAGGCCCAAGUGGCUCUGGCUGAGAUUUGUCUCCCUGUGACCUGCAGCUGCUAUGAGAUCCAUAGGAAAGAAGUCAGGACUCUCCAGAAGGCAAGAAAUGACCUCAGUGGCCUUUGAGGAUGUGGCUGUGAACUUCACCCAGGAGGAGUGGGCUUUGCUGGAUCCUUCCCAGAAGAAUCUCCACAGAGAUGUGAUGCAGGAAGUCCUUAGUAACCUGGCUUCUAUAGGAGUCAGAUGGGAGAGCCAGAACAUUGAUGAUCACAACACAAAUUCCUGGAGAGAUCUAAGGCACAUCAUACCUCAUUCUGCAAGCAAUCCAUAUGAGAAAGAAGAGUGUGAAGGAAAGCCAUAUGAAUGUAAACAAAAAAGAACAUUUUUAAUUUCUCUCACAAGUGUUCAAAGACAACUGACACCACACACUAUAAAUGAACCUUAUGAAUGUCUGACAUGUGGAAAAGAGUUCAAUUGUUCCAAGUGUGUUAAAAAAUAUGGACGAUCUCAUAAUGCAGAGAUGUCCUAUGGAUGUAAGGAAUGUGGGAAAGCCUUCACUAGUUCAAAAUACCUUCAGAUACACAUACGAACUCAUACUGGAGAGAUGCCUUACAGAUGUAAACAAUGUGGAAAAGCCUUUACUCGUUCCUCUUCCCUUCAAAUACAUAAACAAACUCAUGCUGGAGAGAGGCCCUAUCAGUGUGAACAAUGUGGGAGAACCUUCACUACUUCUUCUUAUCUUCGCCAACAUGAACAAUCUCAUACUGGAGAGAAGCCUUAUAGAAAUAAACAACAUGGGACAGGCUUUGCUACAUAUAGUCAGCUUCAUUCACAUGAAUGGACUCAUACUGGAGAGAAGCCCCAUGAAUGUAAACAAUGUGGAAAAGUCUUCAGUAAGUCAAAUUACCUUCAAAAACACAUGCGAAUUCAUACUCGGGAGAAACAUUACACAUGUGACCAAUGUGGGAAAGCCUUCACUUGUUCCAGUUACCUUCGAAAACAUGAAAUUACUCAUACUGGAAAGAAACCUUAUGGAUGUAAACAAUGUGGGAAAUCCUUCACUAGUUCUUCUUACCUUCAAAUACAUAAACGAUCGCAUACUGGGGAGAAACAUUUUGGAUGUAAACAAUGUGGGAAAGCCUUCACUUGUUACAAUACCCUUCAAAAACAUGAAAGAACUCAUAGUGGAGAAAAGCCCUAUAAAUGUGAACACUGUGGGAAAGCUUUCACCACUUCUAGUUAUCUUCAUGUACAUGAACGAAUACAUACUGGAGAGAAGCCUUAUAGAUGUGAACAAUGUGGAGAAGGCUUUGCUUCAUCCAGUCAGCUUCACUCACAUCAACCAAUCCAUACAGGAAAGAACCCAUAUGAAUGUAAACAAUGUGGUAAAACCUGCACCACAUCCUAUUACCUUCAAGUGCAUAAAAGAACUCAUACUGGGGAGAGGCCCUAUGAAUGUAAACAAUGUGGGAAAACCUUCAUUAGGUCCUCUGUUCUUCACACACAUGAACAAACUCAUAGUGGAAAGAAGCCCUAUCAAUGUGAACAAUGUGGGAAAGCCUUCAAGUGUUUUGCUUAUCUUCAAAGACAUAAAAGAAUUCAUACUGGAGAGAAGCCCUAUGAAUGUAAACAAUGUGGGAAAGCCUUUGGUAGUUCACAUCACCUUCAUGUACAUGAACGAUGUCAUACUGGGGAGAAGCCUUACAAAUGUAGGCAGUGUGGGAAAGCCUUCACUAGUUCCAGUAAUCUUCACAUACAUAAACGAACUCAUACUGGAGAGAAGCCCUAUCAAUGUGAACUAUGUGGGAAAGCCUUUACUACUUGUGCUUACCUUCACAUACAUGAACGAUUGCAUACUGGAGAGAAGCCUUAUAGAUGUAAGCAAUGUGGGACAGCCUUUGCUACAGCCAGAUUACUUCGUUCACAUGAACAGUGCCAUAUGGGAAAGAAUCCCUGUGAAUGUGCAGAGUGUGGAAAAUCUUUCAGUAGUUCCUAUUAUGUUCAAAUACAUAAACGAAUUCAUACUGGAGAGAAGCCCUAUGAAUGUAAGCAAUGUGGGAAAGCCUUCACUCAUUCAUUUUCCUUUCGAAUACAUAAACGAACUCAUACUGGAGAGAAACCCUAUGAAUGUAAACAAUGUGGGAAAGCCUUCUUUAGGUCCACUCACCUUCACUCACAUGAACAAACUCAUACUGGCAAGAGGCCUUAUGUAUGUGAACAAUGUGGGAAAUCCUUCAUUUUUUCUACUUCCCUUCAGAGACAUAAACAAAUUCAUACUGGAGAGAGGCCCUAUGAAUGUAAGCAAUGUGGGAAAGCCUUCCCUGUGUCUGAUGAACUAAACAGACAUGAAAGAAUUCAUACUGGAGAGAGGCCCUAUGAAUGUAAGCAAUGUGGGAAAGCCUUCACUACUUCUUCUGGUCUUUACAGACAUGAAAGGUCUCAUCAUGGAGAGAAGUCUUAUGAAUGUAAGCAAUGUGGGAAAGCCUUCACAUGUUACAGUUACAUUCUAAAACAUAAAAAAACAUGCUGCAGAGAAGCCCUUUUAAUGUAAGCAAUGUGGGAAUGCCUUCACUGUGUCUGCUAAUCUUCACAGAGAUGGAACAACUCAUACUGAAGAGAAGUCCUGUAAAUGUGGGAACGCCUUCAUUGUUACAUUUACAUUUUAAAACAUCAAGCAACUUAUACUGGAUGGAAUCCCUAUUUUGUUUUUUGGUGGUGAGGGUCCCUGGGAUUGAACUCGGGGGCACACAACCACUGAGCCAUAUCCCCAGUCCAAUUUUGUAUUUUAUUUAGAGAGCAGAUCUCACUGAGUUGCUAGUU
Messenger RNA from Ictidomys tridecemlineatus (thirteen-lined ground squirrel), 3606 nucleotides. RefSeq lists its product as uncharacterized. Gene Ontology annotation, molecular function: RNA polymerase II cis-regulatory region sequence-specific DNA binding; DNA-binding transcription factor activity, RNA polymerase II-specific. The record is from RefSeq and is a predicted model, not a curated record. NCBI's taxonomy places the organism in Eukaryota, Metazoa, Chordata, Mammalia, Rodentia, Sciuridae. Gene Ontology annotation, biological process: regulation of transcription by RNA polymerase II.